Messenger RNA from Carica papaya (papaya), 753 nucleotides. Its product is annotated as FKBP-type peptidyl-prolyl cis-trans isomerase. Lineage: Eukaryota; Viridiplantae; Streptophyta; Magnoliopsida; Brassicales; Caricaceae. The record is from RefSeq and is a predicted model, not a curated record.
CAAAACAAACGAACACGCAGAGACGGAGAAAGGGAGAGGACUAGAAGAAGAAGAAGAAGAAGCUAACAACCAUGGCGAUAAUAUCCUUACAACUCGCAAACCCAUUUCCCUCACCACGAGCGUUUCCCUCAAACAAGCUCCACGUGCCAAAACCCUCAACUGUUCGGGCAACCGACUCGGAGACCACCGAAGAACCGAAACAGGACAAAGAAGGCUCUCAGCCCGAGUCGGACGCCUUCUUCGAGGACCGACUUUCCCAGGUCCGACUCCGUUACCGCAGCGGAACAGGGAAGAAAGCGGAGAUCCGAAAAUCCAAAAAGGGUGGAUCGACCGGAUCGUCCCGAUCAGGGUCGGUGUAUUUGCCUCCGGUGUCACUGAAGGAGGCCGUGUCGGGCGGGUUGAAGGUGGAUUUCGGGUUCAGCCCGUACAGCGAGAGGAUAAACGGGCGGAUAGCGAUUCUUGGGUUAACGGCAUUGCUGCUGGUGGAGCUGGCGACGGGAAAGAGUGUGAUAAAUUAUCACACGCCUGCAAUAGUGUUGAUUCAGGUGUAUUUUGUAGCGGCGGUUUCGGCUUUGUACGUGAAAUAUGAGAAAGAGAAAGUGAGUGUAUGGCCUCAGUCUGCUGCAAAGGAAUAAGAGAUGAAAAUAGAGAAAUUCAUACAAUUUGUUCAAGGUGUAUUUAAAUCUAUAUUUUGUUCAAGUUGUUAGUCAUUUUUUGUGUUUGGUAAUAUAGGGCUGCUCACUAACUGUUAAU